AGUUCGUAUAUCGUAGAACAUGAUUAUUUUCAACAUGGCAGCCGGGUCCGCUGGGGAACCGGGACCUCCACCGUGCAAAGUCGGCGACAUCGUUUCCUGUAAGACGUGUCUGGAGGCCAAAAUUGAAGGAGAAGUGUUGGCUUAUGAUUCGAAUAGUCGACUACUUGCUAUAAAAAAACCGCCCACCUCCAGCGAAAAGAAGAGCUUGUGCGAUAUUUGCAUUGUGAACCUCAACCUAGUGAGCGAUUUCCAGAUCAAGCAUGAGAAUGCCGAACCACCUCGGGAACCACCCUCUCUUGAUGCCAACAAGCUGAAGAGACGAACGGAUGAGAAUAUUUCUGAAAAGAUGACGUUGAUCCAGCUAAACAGUAAGGGGAUUAGUAAGCAAGGAAUACAACUAUACCAAACAAUUAAGAAGACUUUACGAUGUCGAUGGGUUGAGGAUAAAAUGAUUGUCAAUGAUGAUGUAACUGUUAUACCACCAUACACUGCUGCUUGCUGCUCUGGACCUGAAACUGCUGUCAAUCAUAUCAAAAACAUUAUUGAAAAACACAACAGAGAGAAGAAGGGGACAUUAUGACACUAGACCUGACAGCAUGACUCAACAGGAGAGGACAGACAGAGAGGGACAGGGCAAGCAGAUAGGGCAAGUGGACCAACACUUAGAGGGAGUGAAGAGUCAUUGGGGACUUGGACUACACCAGUGAACUUGAAAGCCAGGGGAUGCGUGCGGCCAUGCCAAGGCUGUUACUGCACAUUGAAAGCAAGUGGGCAAGGUACAGUUCAUGCUAGGACAAUAAAGAUGCUAUGUAAUGACCAAAGAAAUAAAGGAUCAUUGUGUAUGUCGAAGCAAGGUGCAGGUGCGACAUCCAUGAACACUUGAUCCUGUAUUCUAAACUCUACUUUAAGUUAAACCAUGUUUUAAAGUUUGUAUUCUCUACCCAAAACCUUCAUUAGGAUACUGUGCAAGUUAAUUUUGACGUUUCCAGGGAAUAACUUCACAAAUUUCACAAUCAUCUGUGGGCCCCGUAACUCAAAGGCUAGCAAAUAAUCGCUAAUUUGAAAGAGCAAUUCUGAUUGGUUGCCAGUCAGUCUAUAGAGCAAAAUGGGUAUGCAACAAUGAUCAGAAUAGGCCUAUUCAUUUAGCGAGUAUUUGCUAACCUUUAUGUUAAAGGCCCCUGGUUGAGAAAAGCUUUCAAGUAUGUUCCGUACAGUCCUAUGUAAAAUUUUCUAUGCAAAGAAAAUUUUGUGUAGCAGUCAUUAGAAAAUAUGGAGCAAGGUGUGAUAUGACAUGAGGGCUCCGUAACGCAAAGAUUAGCGAUGAAUAGCAAAUAUGAGAGAACACUUCUGAUUCGUUCCUGGUCAGUAUUUUGUGCCAAAUGCACGUGUGUGAUAUUGAUCUUGAUUGGUCAGUAAAUGUAGCGAUUGAUCUCUAACCUUUGUGUUACGUAGCCCAGGAAAGGUUAUUCCCUGCAUUUCAGUUACCUGAUAUAAAAGUGCUGUCAAAUGUAUGUGCUUCAAAUUUACUUGAGAUUGUCAAGAAAGUCUUAUUUUGACAUAAAUUCCAUGGUCUGAAUGGAAAGUGUUACAUCCACAGUGAACAGUAUUAGCUGGUAGCCAGAACUACUCAGUCCCCAAAUUCUUUCCCAGAUUGCAACAUUUUGAUCAUGUCCCCAAAUGAUAUAGACCCACUAGAAUGAUGAUCAAUUGAUCCUCUUUACUCGUUGGAAAAUUCAUACCAUAAACAUCUUACCUAUGCACUAAGAAUCUUUCAGUAUGCUCUAUAUACAUGUAUUCCUGUUUGCCGUUUAAGAUCUAAUGGCUAUCGUACUUAUUACCAAACUCCAACAAUACAUUUAAUUUGAAAUGGAAAAUAUGCCAAGACUGAUAACCUACAGUGUAAUAGUCUAUAAUAUAUGCCUCUCGCUAUAAGGUUAACCUCCUUUGAAGAUUGGCCUACUGCGGCUUGAAGUUGACAUGAAUGGAAUAAACAAAUUCUUAAUUAAAACUUUGAAAAUUCCAUCAAAAUCAGUUUGAAAAUGAGGAAGGUUUCACAAAAAAGUAUUUAAAAAAUAUUGCAAUACUUUUCGUGUGGGGAAGGUUCCUCUGAUUUUGACGAUAAUUUCAGUGAAAUUGUUCAUUUUGCUCCAUUUUAUAUCAAAUUGUUACUAAUUUCAGGCAUUAGUAACUGUUUUAGACCUACCAGUUGAAUUGGUGCAAUCAAUUAUGAAAUUAAAAACACCCAUUUUGGCAAGUGUGAAAGGUCACUGAAGUCUCAAUAGUGCCCAUCAAGCCACGUGUACAUCUGUCUGCCUAGCUCUGUGCUCCCUGACAUCAAAACAAUUUCUCUUCUGUGCUUUACAUGUAUACCAGACUUACACUGCAAAAACUCUGGUGUUGACUUAAUGCCAGCCAUUAUGUCCACACCAGAGAAGUGUUAAAGCCAGUUCCCUUUUGGUCUAACACCAGAUACAUUGUAGGUGUUUAUACAGCAACAAUUAGUAUUAAAACAGCAUCGGUUUAAUUUCAAACUGGUGUUGUUUCAAUACUUCUCUGGUGUGGACAUGUAAAGAUUCUAGGCUGGUGUUAAAUCAACACCAGAGUGUUUGCAGUGUACAGUCUUGUCCCUCCAAGUUUUCUGCCUGUCUUGUUGUGCUGUCAAGUGUCGUCCCAUUUUCACCCUCUUUAUUUUAUUUUUUGUUCUCCCUAUCCAACCUUAAAAAAAAUCUCAGUGAAGAUGAGAAGCAUGCUUUUGAUCUUGGCACCAUUACACAAAUUUUAGUAAUUGAUUGUAGAACAAUUUUUUAGGAUUGAUUGCAUUGACCACAACGUACAGUCAAUUCAGAAAAUUAGUUGUACAAUUAGACUCUAAGAUUUGUGUUACUGGACCCAGGACUUGAUUUCUGAAUCAAUAUGCAGUAUUUCAUAAAUCUACAAUCUACUUUGCAUCCUCGUUGCAUAAAAUUUACUAUUACAGUAACUUGGCCAUCCAAUGGUAACUACCGUGGCAACAAUGCUAAGCAGCCCAUCAAAUUCAAGGACUCAAUGAAAGUUACCAUGAUAGUUUCUUUUAUGCAACAGGGCCUGAUUGCGGCCAGUCCUGUUCUUAAUUUCAGUGUCAUGAUAUGAAAAUGAUUUUUUUUUCUUUUUCAAUGUAUUAUUUUGUUGUUAUUGGGCAUGGAUAACAUGGACAAGAAAUAGAACGGGAUGAAUUAUUUUCAUUCAUACUUUUCCCAUGAAAAGUCUGGUUUUCGGAGUCGAAUAAAUAUUUCUUUUUUUAAAUAUUUCUUUGUCGGAUGACUUGCAUGCCUGCUCCCUGAUAAGAGUGCGUACAACUUCAUUGUUUCCAUUUCUGCAUUUAUACUUUUGUAUGUCAAGUAAUAGAGUCAAUUAUCUCUUUUUUUUUUGGGGGGGAAGGGAGGUGGGAGUGGGUGGGGGUACAAAACCAACUGAUGGGAAAUUAUAAAUGUGAUUUAAAAGCUCUUUAAAUUUCAUUGAUUUUUUUUCUCCUUAAAUCACUAUUUUUCGUUAUUGUCUGUGACAGGUAUAUUAUUUUUGUUGUGUAAUCCUGUUUUUUUCUUUGUUCUUGUUAUUAUUUGAAGAGAGGUGGGCAAUUUUUCACUUGAACCUACCUCUGGGAAAUGAGUUUAAAAUAUAUUGUUUGAAUUCCUCAAUGUCAUGACAUUCUCUCUUCCACAAACUGAUGUUACGAGGCAUCAAUCUUGUUCUGAUUUGUCAUUAAAAAAAAAGAGAAAAACAUG
Messenger RNA from Lytechinus variegatus (green sea urchin), 3761 nucleotides. RefSeq names its product protein LSM12 homolog B-like. The transcript is spliced from 5 exons. NCBI's taxonomy places the organism in Eukaryota, Metazoa, Echinodermata, Echinoidea, Temnopleuroida, Toxopneustidae. The record is from RefSeq and is a predicted model, not a curated record. The coding region runs from base 20 to 580 and encodes 186 amino acids.